Molecule: messenger RNA, 1956 nt
Organism: Emericellopsis cladophorae
Lineage: Eukaryota; Fungi; Ascomycota; Sordariomycetes; Hypocreales; Bionectriaceae
Product: Vacuolar amino acid transporter-like protein
Exons: 3
Coding region: 1-1956 (651 amino acids)
Biological process (GO): amino acid transmembrane transport
Molecular function (GO): amino acid transmembrane transporter activity
Source: RefSeq, a predicted model, not a curated record
AUGUCAGGCUCGCCUAUACCCGAGUCGCUCACUGCGAGCGUCACCGGUCGACUCACGCCCACAAACUACGGAUCGUUCAACUCGCGUUCCCAAGUAGGUACCGGAAGCGUUGCGCCUUAUGAGGACGUGGAUGUUGUCAAGAGGCACCUGGUUCAGCCCAGUGACGCGGGAGAUCUCGCCGACUCGGAGGAAGCUUCUUUGAUCAGCGGCCCCACCAAAGGUAAACAAGCCGACAACAACUUCGGGGACGACGAGUUUUCAAGUCUGCAGCUGCAGGGCGGCGACGUGACCCGACCGAUUUACAAGUGGACGGAGCAAGCGGAACGACAGAACAAGAUGCAGCGCAGCAAGAGUUUCCACCAGCCCCGACCUGAGCCCGAGCACGAUACACUCGACAUCAACUCGAUCAAGGUGCCUGGUGGCUUCCGCAGGAACCAUCUACGCCGACUAGCUGGUAGCCCUUCCGGCACGGAGCGGAGAGGUCUCUACCAGCCACAGGUCGAGGCGCAACAGCCCCCUCUGUUCACGUCGAGCUUUUUGGAGUUCCUGACCAUCUACGGCCAUUUCGCUGGCGAGGAGCUGGAAGAAGAUGACGAGGCGUUGGGUCCAAACGAGUACUUCUCUUCUGGCGAGGACACUGAUGGCUACGGCAGCGGGGAGGACCACGAGCCGAUGGAGGAUAGUGCGCUUUUGCCGCCCUCCAAGAGGCGACGGAGGAGAAAGGUCCGCACCACAGGCAACAACAGCCCUACAAACGCCAUGAUGCUUCUGCUCAAGUCCUUUGUGGGCACGGGCGUGCUCUUUUUGCCGCGUGCCUACCUUAAUGGCGGUAUGAUCUUCAGCAACGCCGUCCUGGUCUGCGUGGCCAUGCUCAGCUACUACUGCUUCGUGUUGCUGGUCAACACAAGGCUGCGGGUGGACGGCUCGUUCGGUGACAUGGGUGGCAUCCUAUAUGGCAAGUGGAUGCGAUUCGUCAUCUUGUCGUCCAUUGUCAUCAGCCAGAUUGGGUUUGUCGCGGCGUACACUGUGUUCACAGCUGAGAAUCUGCAGGCCUUCAUCAAGGCUGUGUCCAACUGCAAGACGUCGAUCAGCAUUCCUUGGCUGAUCUUGAUGCAAAUGGUGAUCUUCUUGCCAUUCUCACUCCUUCGCGACAUUGGCAAGCUAGGCUUCACGGCCCUCAUUGCCGAUGCGUUCAUUUUGAUCGGCCUCGCCUAUCUGCUGUACUACGACAUCAUCACCCUCAACGCGGAAGGCGUUGCCGAUAUAAUCCUCUUUAACGAUGACAACUGGACAUUGUUCAUCGGCACCGCCAUCUUCACCUUUGAGGGCAUCGGGCUGAUCAUCCCCAUUCAAGAAUCGAUGCGCCACCCAGAAAAGUUCCCCAAAGUGUUGCUGCUGGUCAUGGCCAUCAUUACUGUUCUGUUCACCGUCAUGGGAGCUGUGUCGUAUGCGGCGUACGGCUCAGACACGGAAACGGUCGUGCUCCUCAACUUGCCCCAGGACAACCACAUGGUCAAUGCCGUCCAGCUGCUGUAUUCUUGUGCGAUCCUGCUGUCGACACCGCUGCAGAUUUUCCCCGCCAUUCGCAUCGUCGAGACGGAGCUAUUCACUCGCAGCGGCAAGUACAACCCCUACAUCAAGUGGCAGAAGAACGUCUUCCGCUUCUUCAUGGUGAUGCUGUGCGCGGGAAUCGCCUGGGGCGGUGCGGAUCACCUGGACAAGUUUGUUGCUCUCGUUGGCAACUUUGCCUGCAUCCCGCUUGUUUACAUCUACCCACCUCUUCUUCAUCUGCGUGGCGUCGCGCGCACCAAAUGGUGGAAGUACUCGGACAUGGUGCUUUGUGCCUUUGGCCUCGUUGCCAUGGCCUAUACGACAUCCCUCACGGUCCUCAGCUGGGCCAACUCUGAGCCCAAGAACCCAGGCUAUUGCGACAAGAAGGGCACGGGCCUCAUCUGA